Messenger RNA from Budorcas taxicolor (takin), 7003 nucleotides. RefSeq names its product LIM domain containing 1 (gene LIMD1). Gene Ontology annotation, biological process: negative regulation of hippo signaling; regulation of DNA-templated transcription; positive regulation of miRNA-mediated gene silencing. The record is from RefSeq and is a predicted model, not a curated record. Bases 706 to 2721 code for a protein of 671 amino acids. The transcript is spliced from 8 exons. NCBI's taxonomy places the organism in Eukaryota, Metazoa, Chordata, Mammalia, Artiodactyla, Bovidae. Gene Ontology annotation, molecular function: transcription corepressor activity. Gene Ontology annotation, cellular component: nucleus; transcription regulator complex; P-body.
GAGCGGCGGGGACGGCGUCCGGCGCACUCACUUCCGCGUCCCGCCGCCCUCCGGCUCGCGCGCGCCCAGCCACCGCCGCCAUCGGACAAUAGACCAACCGCCCGGCUGCCGUGAACUUCCCGCCGGGGCCCGGCUGGCCCGUGUGCCCCGGAUCGCGAUCCCCGAUCCGUCCCCGCGCCGGCCACGAUCGCAGCUCCGCGCCACCAGGGGAAGCCGCGGAGGACCGAGCGCCCGGUACGUGCUCGCGCCUCCCGCCGCCGCGCCUUCGCUCCGGCCCGGCCGGUCCUGGGCCCUCUGCUCUCUGCUCUGAGCAACUUUCCCUCCUGUCCAGCGGCUGCUGCCUUCUUGUGGGUGUCUUGAGUUUGGCUGCUUAAGGAGGAUGUGAUUUUUUUUUUUCUUCCGUAUUUCUUUUACGUUUUAUGAUUUGAAACGGAGAAAAGAACUCACAGCCAGCUCGGACAGCCAAGCGCCGCCAGCGGCCCCCACGCGGACACCUCCGAGGGGAAGGGGAAUUGGAAGCGAAUUUGGCCCAAGUGACUCUGAGGCCUCAGCAUCCGCUGGACUCUAAGGCCCUGGGUCAUGACGCCCAUGGUGGGCAGGUGGAAGGCUGUACCUGUCCUGGGCUGGACUUGAGUGUCCGCCCUCUGCCAGGACCCCCACUGCCCCACCUCCACGCACUCAACUAGGCUAGGCCGGGUCAGCAACAUGGAUAAGUACGAUGACUUGGGCCUGGAGGCCAGUAAGUUCAUUGAGGACCUGAACAUGUACGAGGCCUCCAAAGAUGGACUCUUCCGAGUGGACAAGGGUGCAGGCAACAACCCAGAGUUUGAGGAAACACGCAGGGUGUUUGCUACCAAGAUGGCCAAAAUCCACCUGCAGCAGCAGCAGCUUCUACAGGAGGAGACCCUGCCCAGGGCGAGCCGGGGUCCCGUUAAUGGUGGGGGACGCCUGGGCCCACUGGCCCACCGGGAAGCUGGUGGGGGCAGCAAGCUGGCCACGGACGGUGCUGCCAAGCCCCCUCUCGCUGCCUCAACCGUGGCCCCUGGGACAACCGCCACCGUGGCGCCUGGGCAGCCCUCGUACCCACCCCAGGAGCAGAGGGCCAAGCUGUACGUCCGGGGUUCGAGGCAAGUCAGCCAAGACUGUGGGUCCAAGGAGAGCAUGGUGAAUUCUGAGAUGUCUGCUUUCCAUCGGCCGGGCCCCUGUGAGGAUCCCUCCUGCCUCACCCACGGAGACUAUUAUGACAACCUGUCCUUGGCAGGCCCCAAGUGGGCCGACGACCCGGGUGUGUCCCCUGGCAUCAGGCUGGGUGUAGGAAGUGGGUGGUCUGGGACCCCAGGGAGCGACCCUCUACUGUCUAAGCCCUCCAGGGAUCCUCUCCUGUACCACCAGCAGCUCUCCGCAGGCUCCGGCAGGUCUUUGCAGAGUGGCCUGGAUGGUGGGCUUGGAGGAGGCAACAGCGAGAAGCCAGUGGGGGUCUGGACCACCGCCUCCUCCCAGCGAGUGAGCCCUGGCCUCCCUUCCCCUGGCCCAGAGAAUGGCGCCCUCCCGAGGUCUGCUCAGCCCAGGACCCCUUCUUUCUCAGCGCCUCUGGCCCUGAACCGGCCCAGUCAAGAGUCUCUUCCCAGAACAAACUCGGUUGUAGGGAGUGAGGUUUCAGGCACGAUGCCCAAACCCACUGUGGACCCUCAACCCUGGUUCCAAGAUGGGCCCAAAUCUUACCUUUCUAGCUCUGCCCCUUCAUCCUCUCCAGCCAGCAUGGACCAUAUGCAGGCGGGUGCCGUCCCUGGGCUGGGUCCCAAGCCUGGCUGUACAGAUUCUGGUGUUAUUCCCAAGCUCAGCCCCAACAGCCUUGUCCAUCCAGUGAUGUCCACCCUGCCCGAGUUACCUUGUAAAGAAGGUGCCUCUGGCUGGGCCUCUGAUGGCAGCCUGGGGCCUGUGCUCCCAGAGACGCCGAGUUCCCCCAGAGUGAGGCUACCCUGCCAGACGCUCAUCCCGGGCCCUGAGCUUGGACCCACGGCCGCCGAAUUGAAGUUAGAAGCCCUCACCCAGCGUCUGGAGCGGGAGAUGGAUGCUCACCCGAAGGCCGAUUACUUUGGAGCCUGUGUGAAAUGCAGCAAGGGGGUGUUUGGGGCCGGCCAGGCCUGCCAGGCCAUGGGGAACCUCUACCACGACGCAUGCUUCACCUGUGCGGCCUGCAGCCGGAAGCUGAGAGGAAAAGCCUUCUAUUUCGUCAACGGCAAAGUGUUCUGCGAGGAAGACUUCCUGUACUCUGGUUUCCAGCAGUCCGCUGACAGGUGCUUUCUCUGUGGACAUCUGAUCAUGGACAUGAUCCUGCAGGCCCUGGGGAAGUCCUACCACCCCGGCUGCUUCCGCUGUGUCAUCUGUAAUGAGUGUUUGGACGGGGUGCCCUUCACCGUGGACUCAGAGAAUAAGAUCUACUGUGUCCGGGAUUACCACAAGGUAUUGGCCCCCAAGUGUGCAGCCUGCGGCCUUCCCAUCCUUCCUCCUGAGGGUUCAGAUGAGACCAUCCGCGUCGUGUCCAUGGACAGAGACUACCACGUGGAGUGUUACCACUGUGAGGACUGCGGCCUGGAGCUCAAUGAUGAAGACGGUCACCGAUGCUACCCCCUGGAGGACCGCCUAUUCUGCCACUCCUGCCACGUCAAGAGGCUGGAGAAGGGCCCCUCGCCCGCAGCGCUUCGCCAGCACCACUUCUAGCCAGAGCCUCCUGCAGACCUCACGGCCAGACGAGGAGCCAGGGCUGCAUCCUGAGAAGCCCGCCAGUUCAUUCCAGUCACACCCGGGGUGGGAUUGGGGCUGGGGGAGGCAGGGGAUUUCUUGAGUGUGUGCAGGGGGCGCCUUUCCUUUAACCAGGGAGGGGAUCCCUGCAGGGCUGGGGCUGUGUAUUUUCCAAGUGCCUUUCUCUGCUGCCACACCCUCAUCAGCCAACUCAGGAAGACGCCCCAGCAAGCGCGUGGCACGUGACAGAUCUCAUUAAGGCGAUUGAAUGAACCCUCCUGUCCUUCUGGGAGGAGCUCAUGCUUCAGAGGGAAAGACUUGUAUUCAGCGUAUGCUCUGAAGAGAGUUCAGCUGCCAGUGUGUUCAGCCCUUUCCCUCCACUUUGGGAAAUACCUGCACCCAAACACCCCCUCCCAAACACACACACACAGACACACCCCCCCUCCCAAACACACAGACACACAACCCCCCUCCCAAACACACACACAGACACACACCCCCUCCCAAACACACACACCACCUCCCAAACACAGACACACGCCCCCUCUCAAACACACACAGACACACACCCCCUCCCCCCACAAACACCCCCUCCCAACCACACACACACACACACACCCCUCCCCCCCAGAAACACCCCUACACACACACACACACACACACACGCACACACACACACACACCCGUAAUUUAAGACUUCCCUCCACUCCAGAGCUUCACUUCUGUAGAAUGGCUGCAAAUCUUAAUUGCAUCCUUGCAAAAGGGAAGUUCUAACAUGUGCUCUGCAUCUUAGGAGGCAUUCACUUGGUUAAAACAGAAGCAAGAUUUGAAAUGAGACGGAAUUUCCUCCUCCUACCCGGACAGCAUUCUGGUGCCCCGUAGAUCCUCAUGCCUUUAAAGGCAGCCGGGGGCCCUGGCGGAGGUCGACCCUGUUCUGUCGAAGAAGUGGGCUUUGGGGUGAGAACUCAGUGCGGGCGCCAGGCCUCUUUUGCCUGCCUGUUUGCCCUUUUUCCCUCUGGAGCUCUCGAGAGUCUGGAACUUCAGAGUUUCUCUUGCAAAGGCAGGUCUCAGGAUCUUCUGUGGGGAUCCUCUUGUGUUUUGCUUAUUUAACAUGGGCUUUGGGAGAGGGUGUCCACAUGUACUGAGACCUAGCCCCUUAAAAACGAGGAGACUUUGUGUGUGUGAGAUCUCAAAGCCAGCCUGGGAGAGAGAAUCAGCAUAAGUUAUUGUAUUCAGUUCACAGGUUUCUCUCUUGCCCAGUUCUUGGCCCAGGCAUUACAUCUGAAGAAACCAGUAUAAGGUACACUGCUUUUGUCUGUUUUUUUUUUUUUUCUUCUUUUUUAAAAAGUUGUUUCCCUCUACUUUCAGUCUCCCACACACACAAAAAAAUACCUCACAGAAGAGAGCUUCAGGUUAAGGAAGGACUUGUCCAUCACACUGGCGUAGCUGGUGUAUGUUAGGAAUCUCUGGCUUUGCCCAGGUCAGCCCAGUGGGUCAGUACACUGAAAUCGUAACUAAAGGUCGGCUGGGAAUAGAUCUGAUCGAUACUGGGUGCGAUUGCUGUAUUCAUUUCAUCCUCCUGGUUCCCCCAAGGUGGCAGGAUCUCAAGGCCAAAGUCUGCCCCGUGUGUCACACGCCCAGGGCCAGAGGUCAGUACCCUCUGGUAUUUCAGUGAGAAAAAAGAGGAAGUAAAAGGUUGGCUGGGCACUCACCCUCUCGGCCCAUGGGGAGGAGCCCUGCAGGAAGGCGGGGGCCAUCUCACCGCUGCCAGCCCGGCCGGGAACACAGAGGCCGCCGUCUGCUGUCUGCCUCCUCACACCCAGAGUCAGGGACUUGGUGGCUGGGACCUUGGAGGGUGUCCGUGGACCCCAAAGGCACAAGGGACUCACAGGCUAUUCACUGGCCCUGCUCUACUCCUAAGCUAUGUUUUGGCUCAUUUGGUGGCAGUUGCCUGUGAGCAGCACAGAAUUGGCACUGUGGCUUGUGUUUUCCAUUUCUGUUGGAUACUUUGGCCAGAUGUCACUUCAGUCCAGGCUGUGAUGUUUGCUUCCAUUGGUUCCUUUUCACAGGCCGAGCCUCUUAAAAUCCUGUGAGUAUAGAGGGGCUGGGGAAGUGAACCCUGGGCUCACCCCUCCCUUCCCAGUAUAUCAUCCAGCUCAGCCUCGGUGAGGCUGGUGGACAGAUGGAGCCAGUCAGUGUGUCUUAACCGUUCUCGGCCAACCUAGGUUGACUUCUGGCCUUGGUGACACGCCUUUCCACUUUCAAGUCAAGCAGAGCCAAGAAAACUGCCUUGGAGCCACGUCAGAAGCAGAGGAUUGGUUUGCAAAUUGGGUAACAGUUGACCUUUGAACAACACAGGUUUGAACUGCCUGUGUCCACUGAUAUGUGGCUAUUUUUCAGUAGUUAAAUACUGCAGUUGGUACUCCACAAUCUGUGGUUGGUUGAAUCCACAGUGCAGAGGGACCAUGGUUACAGAUGGCUGACUGUAAGUUAUAUGAGGAUUAACCCUAGGGCUUCUCGGAGAUCAACUAUAGUUUAAAAACCGGUGAUUGAUUUUUUAAAUGAAAUUUUUAAAGUGGCCUUGAUUGAGGCAAUUUCAGUAUCUCAGCAAAUAUUUCAUACAAAUUGAAGAACAAUGACAGAAUUUCUAGACAUUCUAGAAACCUGAGCAGCAGCUUCUCUUAUUAUCAGGUUCUCCUGGAGAGGGUACUGGGUAGGAAUCUUGUGCCAGUUCUGUCCCCUCCUCAGGCCCUUGCACAAAAGCCAUGAAUAGAUGCACAGUUACCAGGCAGUUUAAACUUUCUAUAAAUUACUAACCAAAUCAAGCGGUAACGGGUGGUUAUUUAGAGGUGUGUAGAAAGAACAUGGGCUUUCCCGGUGGCACUCGUGGAGCAGCAUCCGCCUGCCAAAUGCAGGAGCCACAGGAGGACCCGGGUUCCAUCCCUGGGUCGGCAAGAUCCCCUGGAGGAGGACAUGGCAACCCACUCCAGCAUUCUUACCUGGAGAAUCCCAUGGACAGAGGAGCCUGGCGGGCGACAGUCUGUAGUAUUGCAGUGAGUUGGACACAACUGAAGCAACUUAGCGUGCACACACACAGAACACACAAGCACUUCCUAGACCAGGAUGAAUGAGUUUGUUUUAAAAGGUCGAGCAAACAGCCUUAUUUUACGCUUGGACUUUAGAUAAAACAAGAAUUAUGGCUGAUUCCAGACCCCAGAGCCAGCCUCCAACCUUCUCCCUUGCUUCACUUUCCCCCUUAGUUUUUUUCUUGUCAAUUUUUCCACCCCAGCUAGGGUCCUUCAAAGACUGCCUGGGUGCCCUGAGCAAAGCCAGCUGGGCCUGUAGUAUCAGGAUUCUCUCUGCUGUUAUCUUCCCAUCCAUGGCUGAGUAGAAAGCGAUUUGUUCGUUUUUUAUAAGGAAGGGCAUUGAGUCCUGUUGGGUCAUUGUCUGCAUGUGGCGGCAGGACUCUGUUUCUCCAUGGUUAUAGCGCUCGAGUGAAAACCGCUUUCAGCCCGAGUCCACUGAAGUUGUUCUCCUGAGUCCUGGGCAGCCAGUGAUGUCAUCAAAGAGUUCCGAUCGCUUUCAGGUCCUGCCAUUGGCUUGGUUCCCUGGGCUCGAGUCCCCCACGAUGAAAAAGAAUAAUGUUAGAAUUUGAGAGAAUGAUCUGGAAUUCACACUUCUUUGCAGGCCAUGUUUGUGUGCCGUUUUCCUACAAGUGUGGGAGUUUAUGAGGGCUAUGAUGGCUGCUGGUGCUCUUGCAAAGAAUGUGUGCGAGACUUGACCCCAAACUGUUGCUGUCUGCUGCACCUAUUCAAACUGUCGGCCAGGAAACCACAUGCUUUGUCUUCUCCUUUGUGCCAGGAAUGAGUCCUGAUUUCCCAGUUACUAUCUGAAGUACUAACAGCUUUUAAAAGCUAUAGGAAAAAGAUGAGGAAGAUGUGUCAGCUAUCAUUUGCUCUGAGCCAGAACUGGACAGAUGUGGGAUAUUUUCAUCGGGCGGAUGAAGAGUUCACUUGGCAGAGAAAUCACUGUCCCCUCCCUGUGUCUCUUCUUUUACUUUGAUUCAAAAUAUUGUUACUGUAAAAUUAUCCAUAAUUUUAGUGUUACUAUAAAAUUAUUCAGAUUACUAUAAAAUUAUUCAAGAUUAUGAUAAAAUUAUUCAAAGUGUUUACUGUUACUGUAAAACUUCAAAAUCUCAUGAUAAAACUGCCUUAAUUUGUAGACUAUUAAAGUGAUCUCCACCAUAAUGAUGUUUCUUGAA